Messenger RNA from Schistocerca nitens (vagrant locust), 2339 nucleotides. RefSeq names its product dual specificity mitogen-activated protein kinase kinase 6 (gene lic). NCBI's taxonomy places the organism in Eukaryota, Metazoa, Arthropoda, Insecta, Orthoptera, Acrididae. The transcript is spliced from 7 exons. Gene Ontology annotation, biological process: protein phosphorylation; stress-activated MAPK cascade. The record is from RefSeq and is a predicted model, not a curated record. Bases 404 to 1402 code for a protein of 332 amino acids. Gene Ontology annotation, molecular function: MAP kinase kinase activity; ATP binding.
AUUUGACAUUGAAAUAUAAUAAGUGGAGGCUUGUUAAUGGCGGUGAAAAUAGUGGCGGUGUAUAUUCGCGUACCCUUAUUUGUUGUUAUGUGAGGAUGAAGAUGUAGGUGGUCGUUAAAGUUCUAUGUUCGUGAGGGAAUGACAGUGUAUUUCUACUACUACAUGCAUGGAAUGUUUGUCACAAUAUUCUGGUAGUGAAAAUUUGGCGUUUUUCAUUAUAUUUUACUGUGACUCGUUUGUUAUGGUUGAUUAGAAAACUUACUUGGUAUUGACCAAAACGUAGGCAGUAGAGCUACGCAUGUAGAAAAUCGCAAAAUUUAAGAGAAAUUUGAGGGUUGCUGUUUGUAACGGAAGUAACGAGGCUCCGGUUUACGUUGCUGCCAGACGAAAAAAAAAAAAAAUCAUGACAGCUCGAAGAAAGACGAUUUUGAAAGUAGUUGUACCCGAUUCACCGCCAGUAUUAACCCCGCCACGAAACCUUGAUAAAAGAACAACAAUUACUAUUGGAGAGAAGACUUUUGUUGUAGAGGCUGAUGAUCUAGAGAAAAUUUCUGACCUUGGCAGUGGUGCCUAUGGUGUUGUUGAGAAAAUGCGUCAUAUUCCUAGUGGAACAAUCAUGGCAGUAAAGAGAAUAGCUGCUACUGUGAAUACCCAAGAACAGAAAAGACUGCUUAUGGAUCUAGAUAUCUCGAUGCGCUCUUCUGAUUGCCCAUAUACAGUCCAAUUUUAUGGUGCAUUAUUUCGAGAGGGUGACGUAUGGAUUUGCAUGGAGGUUAUGGACACAAGUCUUGACAAAUUUUAUGUCAAAGUAUACAAGCAUGAUCGCACAAUCCCAGAAGAUAUCCUUUGCAAGAUAACAUUUGCAGUUGUUAAUGCAUUGCAUUAUCUGCAUUCAAAGCUGCGCGUGAUUCAUCGUGAUGUAAAACCAUCCAACAUUUUAAUCAACAGGAAGGGCGAAGUGAAAAUGUGUGACUUUGGAAUUUCUGGUUACCUAGUUGAUUCAGUUGCAAAGACUAUUGAUGCAGGAUGUAAACCCUACAUGGCUCCAGAGCGCAUUGACCCAACAGGCAAUCCUUCGCAGUAUGAUAUUCGCUCUGAUGUUUGGAGCCUAGGCAUCUCUCUUAUUGAACUUGCCACAGGCAAAUUUCCCUAUAAAACAUGGGGUACACCAUUUGAACAAUUGAAGCAAGUUGUGAAAGAUGAUGCACCAAGACUGCCUCCUGAUACAUUCUCACCAGAGUUCGAAGACUUCAUCUGCCAGUGCUUGCAGAAAGACUUCACAGAGAGACCCAACUACGAAAAGUUGCUCAAGCAUCCUUUCUUAACUCGGCAUCAGAAUGUGGACGUAAAUGUUUCAGAGUUUGUGAGUGAGAUUUUAGACCUGAAAGAUGAGGAAGCAUAGUAACUUCACUCAGGCACAUAAAGUACAAUAUAGAAAUACAUUGUGCUCAGUAUUCCUCAGUUUUUGGAAAACUGCAUGUUGUUAAAAGUUUCUAGUAUUGCACCACAGCAAAGAUUCCAAAAUUUUUCUACUGCCAGAUGACACAUUGGUGUUAACACUUUGUACAUUUGAUUCACCUUUGUUUAAUAGUCUUGUAAAUAAUAUAGAGGUAUCUUACUGUGUAGAAGUGUGCCUUUUGAGUCCAAGCAGUUUUAAACAGUGUUUGAACAUCUAGAACGUAAAGUUGUCAGUGUUCUGAGCUGUGUACUGUGAUACGCGUAAUUUAGGCCAUUACUGAUUUUCAGUACUUCUUCAUAACAGGUGCCUUUGCAUGGUGCAUUCUGUUGUGGGUUUAAAGUAUGUAUUACUAUCCUGCAACUUCCUGUUGAAUCACUGUAGUGAUCAAAGGCAAUUUGUAAUGAUCUAUUGCAAAUUCUUGAGGUUAUCAAAUUUUGUCUUGAACUUUGUAAAGCAUCUAUCUAAGAACAUAAAAUCCUAACUGUAAAUGACUAUCACACUGUAGAAACCAAUAUUAUUAUUGGUUUUGUUGCAGGACAAAAUUUAAGCAUUUAGAAAUUUGUUAUUGGAAGUGUGCAGUUUUGACACCAGACAACUGUCUCAUUGAUUUAUCAAAUUUGUUUUGUAUACUAAUAUGUCAACUGUGGCAGCUGUGCCUGUCUGCAAUGUACUAAGUGCAAAACAUAAAGAUGUAUUUUCGUUGUUGUUGUUGACAAAUAAACUGGCAUAAUUAUUGUAGCCAACAUAAGAACUAUACCACUUGCGCCAGUCCAUUAGCAUGCGGUUUCUAUUCUGUAAAAAAAAUCAGCUUGUGCAGUUACUUGACUUACUAGACUUUUUUUAGUUGGAGCCAAUUAAAGAAAUGAAUAUCCAUAUUAAA